Letharia columbiana is the source of this 963-nucleotide messenger RNA. RefSeq lists its product as uncharacterized. The transcript has 6 exons. Lineage: Eukaryota; Fungi; Ascomycota; Lecanoromycetes; Lecanorales; Parmeliaceae. Bases 1 to 963 code for a protein of 320 amino acids. The record is from RefSeq and is a predicted model, not a curated record.
AUGCAUCUUUCAGCGCGUAGCAAGCUACUGGCGAUCGCGUUAAACUGUCUCUACCUUCCCCUCCUAGUUCGAGGUCUACCAUACAAUGUCAACGAACUAGUCGUCCGCGCAGAUGUUGUGGAUUUGGACCCCACUGUCGACGAUACAACCGGUGCCGACGAUGACGGGACAACCGCUGCAACAGGCACACAAGAUGCGGGAUCUGACACAUCAACGGAAUACGACUGGCCUUGGCCGGUCAUUCCCGACUCUGGUGCACACAACGGAAUAAGUGAGGGUCUCGACUCGGCCGGACGGCCCUACAUCAACUACGCCUUGAACACAAUCGAGGGCGCCAUACCGGCCGAGCGUCGAAGUCCUGUCUUUUUCACGGAUGUGAAACCGCCUGCUCCUGACAAUUUUGUGGAAGAACACCUGGGCGGCAACGGCUGGGACUACUUUGAUGCGUUUCGCGAUGAUUGGGAGAAUAGUUUUGGGAGUCAAAGAAAGAUACCAUUGUCAGAUUCAGAGUAUUGGCUCAUUGUCAAUAGAGCUUCAAAUGCCAUGGCUCGAAGCAACAUGGAGUCCGAAGUCUUCGUAAGCAUGGACUCAGAAGGCGGCACUAGAAGCGUGUUCAACGGGGUUCAAACCUAUGAUGGUAAAGGCGACAUUGAAAAAGAAGCUACAUGGAAGCCUACAAAUAAGGGUGUCGGCCAAAUCUUUUACCAAACCGAACUUCCCGUCCUGAUGCGCAAUCCCAACACCAAAAAGAUCACCGCGUAUAAGAAGAACGACCAAGGCAAUUACGAGUUCACGACGCAGUGGGACGCUAGUUUGCCUCGCUCCAAUCCCAAUUACAAACCUCGAGACUACCUUCCCGAAAUGCCGCUUGAUAGCGCGAGCGGAGGACCCCGGCUCGUUCCCUUCUCCACGCCCGAUGGUCAGGCGCCGCAGCGUUGGGACGAUGGGUAUAAUCAUAAGUAG